Malaclemys terrapin pileata is the source of this 1330-nucleotide messenger RNA. RefSeq names its product T-cell ecto-ADP-ribosyltransferase 2-like. The transcript is spliced from 5 exons. Bases 81 to 998 code for a protein of 305 amino acids. The record is from RefSeq and is a predicted model, not a curated record. Gene Ontology annotation, molecular function: NAD+ poly-ADP-ribosyltransferase activity; NAD+-protein-arginine ADP-ribosyltransferase activity. Lineage: Eukaryota; Metazoa; Chordata; Testudines; Emydidae.
CCAUCUCUUGCUCGGGUCAGCAGCCUGCCAGGGACUCAGACACACUUGGGAAAGUCAGCCGCACCAGGGAAGUUGGAACCAUGAUGAAGCCUCUGCUGAUCCCCUUGACAUACUUCUGUCUUCAGACCUGGCUGGGGAUCCCUCAGGCAAAAUGUGAGGAGGAGCUGAACAUGACGGAGAAUGCUUUUGAUGACCAGUAUCUAGGAUGUGCUAAAGAAAUGGAGGAAAAAGCACAUAAACUGCUAACGGAGGAAAUGUCCCCACCAUUUAGCACGGUGUGGCAAAACGCAAGAAAAAAAUGGGAAGAUGUGAAAAGCACUUCUCCCCUCAGGGCCUAUAAGGAUGAGUAUGGAAUAGCCCUAGUAGCCUAUACUGACAAAACCGAAUACAUCGAAUACGACGGCAAAACUUUUUCAACUACAUUUAAAGCAGCAGUGAAAGGGGCUGGGGCAUCUCGAGCUUAUUACAUGGCCAAUUUCAAGUUCAAAGCCUUUCAUUAUUACUUGACAAGAGCUUUGCAGCUCUUACGGGAGGGGUGCAAGACGGUGUACCGGGGGGAUUCUAAAAGUUUUGAGUACAAGAAGGGUGACAUCAGGUUUGGACACUUUGCCUCUUCAUCUAUUAAUAAAAAAGUGGCAGAGGGAUUUAGGACUAAGAGGGCAAUAGAGAAGGGCACACUCUUCACCAUCCGCACGUGCUUCGGCGUGAAGAUCCAGGCCCUGUCAUACAAUCCUGACCAAGAAGAAGUGUUAAUCCCAGUCCAUGAGAAAUUCAGUGUGUCCCCCAAAGGGAAGAACCACUUUGACCUCCAGAGCACAAAACAGACCUGCAGCUAUUUUAACUGCGCGUACCUGGGUGGAGAGAAGAUCGAAACAUGUGUUAACAACUCUGCUACCAGAGGUGGCCUCGUCUUCCCCGGUGUUCUGAGCCCUUCACUGUUUGGAGGAUCCAUCAUCCUGGUCCACGUUGCUGCUCUGAAGCUGUUUGCUGGUUUCUAAACUGUCCUAUUCAUGUUACGCACUUUUUCUCUCUAACACAAAUCAUGGCGAUGGGACUUGCCAGAUCCAAAGCCGCCCUGCUAUGCUGUCAGCGUUCCAAAGGGAAACCAGGAACACAGAGGGAGUGUUGCUGGUACCUGCUUGGGCAAGCUUUGAUUAUACAUUAUCAAUGAGUAGAUCAAAAUGGAAGCUCAUAGUUCUAUUCCAGGUGGGAUUUCUCUUACAGUGUUAGCGCUAUAAAUGCAUGUUAGAUAAGUUACUUGUAUUCCAGUCAAGCUAAAAUUUUUGUACCAACUUUUGAUGACUUCACUAAAAGACUUUUCAGAAAUGAA